Messenger RNA from Metarhizium robertsii ARSEF 23, 513 nucleotides. Its product is annotated as peptidoglycan-binding LysM domain protein. The transcript has a single exon. NCBI's taxonomy places the organism in Eukaryota, Fungi, Ascomycota, Sordariomycetes, Hypocreales, Clavicipitaceae. The coding region runs from base 1 to 513 and encodes 170 amino acids. The record is from RefSeq and is a predicted model, not a curated record.
AUGUCUCGGUUUUCGCAUUACGACACCGAUGAAGAACGACUACCCGAGGGCAUGCGCCGGGUUGGUUACGAUGCUGACACUCAGGUUUACACGUUCCAAGACGCAGACGGCAGCUACUGGGAGAGUGCCCCCGGUUGUCAGUAUGGACAGCUAACACGCGUUGGCCACGGGCUUCCGGAUGAUGCUGCCGACACCGAGCCCUUCUUGAUGCCUCACGAGAGUUCGCCUUCCAAGUCGUGGCGGGCCGAGCUGAUGCCACUUCUUAACUUUGGCGUCAUUAUCGGCGUGUGUCUCCUGGGUCUUUUUUGGUACCUUCAUUACGCUGCAUCUGGUGAAGAAACUUCCCGACCGAUCUGUGUCUCUGGCACUUCGCCAUACACAGUCAAAAAAGAUGAUACCUGCUGGGCCAUCGCAAAUGGGCGAGGAAUCAGCGUCGACUCGAUCUUGAGCGCAAACGAGGGGUUGGACUGUGAUAUGUUGAGAGUGGGAUCUAUUAUCUGUCUACCCGAUUAA